Messenger RNA from Phragmites australis (common reed), 1229 nucleotides. Its product is annotated as nuclear transcription factor Y subunit A-7-like. Lineage: Eukaryota; Viridiplantae; Streptophyta; Magnoliopsida; Poales; Poaceae. Gene Ontology annotation, molecular function: RNA polymerase II cis-regulatory region sequence-specific DNA binding; DNA-binding transcription factor activity, RNA polymerase II-specific. The transcript is spliced from 7 exons. Gene Ontology annotation, cellular component: CCAAT-binding factor complex. Gene Ontology annotation, biological process: regulation of transcription by RNA polymerase II. Bases 265 to 978 code for a protein of 237 amino acids. The record is from RefSeq and is a predicted model, not a curated record.
CGCUAACUUCUCUCUCGCCAGCCUCUCUGAUCUGCUCUAUAUUUCUUCUCUGUGGUGUGUAUGUGAGAGCGGAGCUCCACUCCCAUCCCAGCCGAGCUGGAUUUCGGACCAUUUCUUGCGACUCUGGCUGAUUUGUGGUGGAUCUGGCUGGUUUCUUGGUUGCUGGGUUUGUUUUUGAGUUGAUACGGUGCUGAGAUUUGUGGGUGCAUUUCUGGGUGGAAGUCAGUAUGAACUGAAAAAACAAGAAUCGAGAAUUUCCAUGAGAUGACACCAGAAAAUGGCACAAUAAUGAUUCAAUUUGGUCAUCAAAUGCCUGAUUACGACUCAUCAGCUACCCAAUCAACCAGCGAGAGUCAUCAAGAAGUGUCUGGAAUGAGUGAAGGAAGCCUUAACGAGCAUAAUGAUCGAUCAGGUAAUCUCGAUGGUUACACAAAGAUUGAUGAAAAUAAGAUGAUGUCAGCUUUAUCUCUGGGCAAUCCAGAAACUGCUUAUGCACAUCCAAAGCCUGACCGUAGUCAGUCCUUUGCCAUAUCAUACCCGUAUGCUGAUUCAUUCUAUGGUGGUGCGGUGCCAACUUACGGCUCGCAUGCUAUUCAGAUGCACCCUCAGAUUGUUGGCAUGAUGUCAUCCUCUCGAGUGCCAUUACCAAAUGAACCAGCUGCUGAAGAGCCCAUCUAUGUAAACGCAAAGCAAUACCAUGCAAUUCUCCGAAGGAGACAGCUCCGUGCAAAGCUAGAGGCUGAAAACAAGUUGGUGAAAAGUCGCAAGCCAUACCUUCACGAGUCUCGGCAUCUGCAUGCCAUGAAGAGAGCUCGGGGAACAGGCGGGCGGUUUCUCAACACGAAGCAGCAGUCAGAGGCUCCUGACAGCGGCACCUCAGAUGCGCAACGCAUGCUCGCAAAUGGUGACCUGUUUACGAAGUACGAGCACAGCUUACCACCCAGUGAUCUCCAUUAUCGCGCGAGAGGGAGCGCUUAAGGAGUCCCAUGGCAACUCAUCCUUGGCUUAAAUCAUGUGUGGCGCUGGGUUAUUUGACUCGACUUAGAACUUUGGGGAGGUGUGCAACUGUAUUUAGGGUGUUCAUUCCUGCAAUGCGUCUUGGGACCGGAGAUGACGCAGCUGUUGCCAGUUCUCUGAUCAAGCUAGACUUGUGGCAAGCACGAAACUGGCACCUGUUUCCUGAAACUUUUUUUUUCUAAGAUGAUAACUACUCCAAUAAACGUUCUGUA